Solanum verrucosum is the source of this 1859-nucleotide messenger RNA. Its product is annotated as protein NRT1/ PTR FAMILY 1.2-like. The transcript is spliced from 4 exons. NCBI's taxonomy places the organism in Eukaryota, Viridiplantae, Streptophyta, Magnoliopsida, Solanales, Solanaceae. The coding region runs from base 93 to 1835 and encodes 580 amino acids. Gene Ontology annotation, biological process: oligopeptide transport; transmembrane transport. Gene Ontology annotation, molecular function: transmembrane transporter activity. The record is from RefSeq and is a predicted model, not a curated record. Gene Ontology annotation, cellular component: plasma membrane.
UGGGCAUGGGGUUUUAUGUUUUUUUCUCUUUCUCUUUGUCUCUGUUAAUCAUAUAUUAAAGCAAAGAAAGAAAACUGAAGAGGAAACAGAGAAUGAAACUGAAAAUGGGCACAGAAACACAAGAUGAAGUGAACACAAGAAAGGGUGGUCUUAGAACCAUGCCAUUCAUCAUUUUGAAUGAAUCAUUUGAGAUGAUAGCAAGUUAUGGUUCACAAACAAAUUUGAUAAUUUACUUGAUGACAUAUUAUAACAUGAGUGCUGCUACUGGUACUAGUAUUCUUGCAUUAUGGGGUGCACUUUCAGGUGGAUUGGCUAUUGUUGGGGCAAUUAUUGCUGAUUCUUAUUGGGGGAGAUUUAAUGCUGUUGCCUAUGGAACCAUCUUCACUUUUAUUGGAGUGGUUAUUCUUUGGCUCACAUCAAUGAUUCCACAACUCACGACUUUGGCCUGUUCUCAGUUUCAACAUGUUUGUAAUGGACCAACAGCAUUCCAACUUGCUGUUCUGUUUACAUCUUUUGCGUUUACGUCAGUCGGAGCUGGUUUUGUUAGACCUUGUUCUAUAAUGUUUGGUGCUGAUCAAUUGGAACAAAAAGGGAACCCAGAGAACAAGAAGAUUGUUGAGAGCUAUUUCAAUUGGUACUAUGCUAGCACAGGGGUUGCAACUAUGAUUGCAGUUACUGUAAUUAUUUAUAUUCAAGAUCGUUUUGGUUGGCAAAUUGGGUUUGGUAUCCCUGUUAUACUCAUGGUUUUGUCUGUCUCAACGUUCCUAAUCGGUUCUCCUCUUUAUAUCAAAGUGAAAACUGAUACAGAGAACUUGCUAUUAGGAUUGUUCCAAGCAGGUGUAGCAGCUUUUAGAAAAAGAAAAAUCCGUCUUCCAUUGACUGGUUGUGAUGACUACUAUCAUUCGCCGUAUGAAACAGAGGUCUUAACGCCAUCAAAGGACUUCAGGUGGUUAAAUAGAGCUUGUAUGAUUGAAGAUCCUGAAAGAGAUUUGAAUCCUGAUGGAUCAACUUCAAAUCCAUGGAAUCUCUGUAGUGUGGAACGAGUUGAAUCACUCAAGGCUCUUAUUAGAAUACUUCCUAUGUGGUCUGCUGGUUUUAUGAUGUUUGUGGACUUGAAUGUAUUCACAUUUUCUGUACUUCAAACAAAGACCAUGGAUAGACAUAUCUUCCCGCACUUUGAAGUACCAGCAGCAUCAUUCAGUGUGUUCCUGAUUAUUGCUUUAACAAUCUGGAUUACUUUCUACGACCGUGUUUUUGUCCCUUUGCUAUCAAAAUAUACUGGACGGCCAAGAGGGCUAAGUCCUGUUACCCGAAUGGGAAUUGGCUUAGCAGUCUCUUGUAUGUCUAUGGCGUUGUCAGCAAUAACAGAAAGUAUAAGACGAAAAAGGGCAAUAGCGGAAGGGCAUGAGGACGACCCACAUGCUUUAGUAAACAUGUCUGCUAUGUGGUUCGUGCCACAGUAUGCACUACUCGGAGUAGCUCAGGCUACACAUGUAGUUGGACAGAUUGAGUUCUUCUACACUCUAUUACCAAAAAGCAUGGCCAGCAUCGCGUCAGCUAUGUACACUGUUGGUACUGCUGUGUCGAGUUUGAUUGGAAGUUUUCUGGUGAGUAGUGAGGAUUGGCUUACAUCAAGGGGAGGUAAAACGAGCUGGCUUGCUAGCAACAUUAAUAAGGGUCACCUGGAUUACCAUUUCUGGAUACUUGCUUUUAUGAGUUUUCUCAACUUGUUAUAUUUUCUAGUCGUUUGCCGGUUUUAUCAAACUGAGAAUGAUGAGUUACCUCAUGUGGUCGAUGAGGAAGAAUGUGAUUAUAGACUCUUACAUGAAUCUUGAUGAUAUGUUGUACUGCAUUCUUGA